Molecule: messenger RNA, 1593 nt
Organism: Leishmania braziliensis MHOM/BR/75/M2904
Lineage: Eukaryota; Euglenozoa; Kinetoplastea; Trypanosomatida; Trypanosomatidae
Exons: 1
Coding region: 1-1593 (530 amino acids)
Biological process (GO): mRNA splicing, via spliceosome
Cellular component (GO): U4/U6 x U5 tri-snRNP complex
Source: RefSeq, a predicted model, not a curated record
AUGGCAGUGCAGCAGCAAGGGAACGACGGGGAUGCCCGGGAUCAGAGCAACGGCCGUCGCUACCGGGGCGUGUCGGACGUGCGCGCCUUCGACCCGGGCCUGCAAGGCGUCAUGCAGCGGUACACCAGCAGGACCGCCGCGGCGGGCUCCGCUGGACGCAAGAAGACUCUCUUUGGGGUGCAGCCGCAGGCACCACCGCAGCCUUCCUCGGCUGCACACGCCGUCGAGCCGGCACCACCGCCUUCCCUCGAGACUUCUCAAGCAGCGCUUGAUUUCCUCGUGAAGGCGCAGCCGCAUCAGCAGACCUCCGCGGCGGCCUUGCGUCAGCGCUGUGACGCCUACCUGACGCAACUCCGCGUCUUUUGCCACCGUGGACGCACCGCGGAUGGCGACGGCGCCAGCAAUACGCGCGCAGAGGGGCCGGCCACGACGUUCCCCGACGGAGGCAAUGCGCAAACAAACUCGCUCUUGCGGCAACUCUUCGCCGACGGCGUCCCUGACAUCGAGCCCUGGGACCGCUGGACCUCGACGAUGCCGCGCUACGGCGGCGGCGCACCGAUCCAGGCGGCGCAGCUGAACAUGGUGCAUCACCCCGUGAUCCCGGAUACUCACUACACGCAGCACUACGAGUACCGUGACUUGGAGCAGCCAGUUAUUCAGCGGGAAUACAAGACCAAGGAGGAGUUGCGUGCUGAGCGGCGGGAGCGACUCAAAGCGAAACAGGCGAAGGCGCAGCAGGACAAGGCAGCAGCAGCCUCCGGUGCAGGCGCGUUGCCCGAAUCGUCCAGUAGUAGCAAUGCUUCGAUGGCUCUCACCUCGUCGGCGGCGAGUCGCCUCCUGCACGACCGGCUCUCCACAAAGAGCCUUGCCUUGAACCUCUUCGGGUCCAGUGUGCUGAACCCGCUGGCAACAGACACGAAGGUGCUGCAGCAGUACGAGCUGCGCCACUUAGAGCACCAGCGACGCAACCACGACCGCCACGUGGCCGCGUUGCCGGAUCAGAUUCUGAAGCGCGCGCGUGAUCAGCGCCGUCACGCCAUCGAGGCACCGCUGCUGCGCGCCUACCGCGUUUUCCCGAUUUUCUCCGCUGCCCACCUCGGCAAGCUGCGCAACUUCGCAAAUGAUAACCUGCUGCGUGGCUUUGUGCUGUACGUGGGCGGCUGCGACGCGCUGAUCGUCCUGGCUGGCGGCGAGGUGGCAAUGCGGCAUCUGGAUCGGUGGAUUCUGCACAAGAUGGCGUGGGAGCACCCCGACACGCGCGCCGUGCGCCUCUGCAGCGUGCCCCUGAUGGACGCCGAAAGCUUUUCGUUUCACCUCAAGAAGGCGCAAGGGCAGCUGUACAAGCGGACCAAGACGGUGGGCAGCAGGAGCGGGGUGGGUUUUGCCGACAAGCGCGACGACAGACUGGACAACGCGGACGGCGAUGACGCGACAGAACCGGUCUUCAUUAACAUGGUACCCAUCGUCGAGGAGGCAGAAGCGUUCCUCCGUCAACUGCCUGCGCCGUCGAGCCCGUGGUCGGACUUGUGUGGUGUGUGGCGCGCCGCCUUCUUGCAUGAUGGACUUCAGCCCGUUACGGCUGAACACCACUAA